Molecule: messenger RNA, 9237 nt
Organism: Girardinichthys multiradiatus
Lineage: Eukaryota; Metazoa; Chordata; Actinopteri; Cyprinodontiformes; Goodeidae
Gene: magi2b
Product: membrane associated guanylate kinase, WW and PDZ domain containing 2b
Exons: 22
Coding region: 864-5480 (1538 amino acids)
Biological process (GO): signal transduction; receptor clustering
Cellular component (GO): cytoplasm; dendrite
Molecular function (GO): signaling receptor complex adaptor activity; type II activin receptor binding; SMAD binding
Source: RefSeq, a predicted model, not a curated record
UAAUUUUCAUCAGAACCCUUGCUGCAGCAUUUUGGAUCAACUGAAGGCUUUUAACUGCAUUUCACAAGUCAUAGUGAUGAGGUCAGACACAAAAUACCCCAUAGAAGCUCUGGCUGGCUAUGGACAUAACCAAUAUAAGAAGUAAACAAAAAAUUUAAAUAAGAAUGGGGAUUUAAAAAGACAAAACAAAUGUUGUGUCCAUGCAGUGUCAUACUGCAUCAUGGUCGAAUAAUUACAACAACCUGGUGAAAUGCAGUCCUCAGGGCCCCUAGGAAUGUGUGGGCCCCCAUGCGCAGUUACUCUUGCAGACAUAGACACUUUGACUAACUUCGAAUAGGAAAUGUCAUAAUAGUUUCUCUCUCUUAUUAGGAAAUCAGCCUUUAUUUUUGACACGUGUAAAUAAUAUAGAGUAAAUCAGUAAAACCAGAUAUGAAAAGACAGAUUUUCUCCCCUGCAGGGUAAACUGUUGCUCUUCCUGCAUGUCAUCUCCAGUGUGUGAUCAGACACCCGGAGGAAGCGCCCCUGGCAGUGUAGUAAACGAGAAGCGCCUCCUCUCUCCAUCGCUUCACGCCGAACCAGAACCAUUCAUCUCUCCCCUCCUUCAGGCUUCACAUCCGGGUCAUCCGCCAGGAUCUGUCUCCUGCGUCUGUGUCUGACAGAGUGAGAAUUGAUCCGUCCGCCGCCGCGUUGUACUGCAGCUCUCCUCCCGACUGCGCGGCUCGCCAAACGGACACUGCGCUUAGCGUACACCGGCGACGAUGGAGCCCCGAGCGCCGUGAAGCCGCGCACACAAAGCCGGAGAUGAGACGGUGAGGAGAGGCUUCGUGUAUGGGCUAGCCCGCGGUGAUUAACUCGCCCGAACCAUGUCGAAGAGCCUCAAGAAGAAAAACCACUGGACCAACAAAGUCCACGAAGCGGUGAUCACGCGUGGGAAGGACGCGGAGCUGGGGUUCGAGCUGAGGGGGGGCGCGGAGCACGGCCAGUUCCCCUACUUCGGCGAGGUGAGGCAGGGCAAGGGACUGAUCCAGAGCGGGAAGCUGGCCCAGGACGAGCUGCUGCUGGAGGUCAACGACAUGCCGGUGGCCGGACUCACCACCCGGGACGUGCUGGCCGUGAUCAAGCACUGCAAGGACCCGGUCCGCUUCAAAUGUGUCAAGCAAGGGGGGGUAGUUGACAAGGAUUUGCGGCACUACCUCAACCUACGCUUCUCCAAGGGCUCCGUGGACCACGACCACCAACAGAUCAUCAGAGACAACCUCUACCUUCGCACCGUUCCCUGUACCACCAGGCAGCCUAAGGAGGGGGAGGUGCCAGGGGUGGACUACAAUUUUGUGAGCGUGGAGCGUUUUAUGGAAUUGGAGCAAAGUGGAGCCCUGCUAGAGAGUGGAACCUAUGAAGAUAACUUCUACGGGACACCGAAACCUCCAGCGGAGCCGUCCCCAGCAGCCCCUCCUCUGAAUGUGAGUGAGGCCCUGCUUCCCGGAGCCCGGCCGAGCGCCCAGGGCAAGAGAAAGAGGAAUCAGUCGGUCAGCAACAUGGAGCAGCGCGCCAGCCUGGAGCCGCCCGAGGAGGAGGAAGAGGAGAGCCCAGUUGUCAAUGGCAAUGGAGUGGCCAUCACACCAGAGUCCAGUGAACAUGAGGACAAGAGCACAGAUGCCUCUGGGGAGGUUGCAGCUGAAGGGUCCAGCCAGGCCCCGGCAUCAUCCGAGCCUCCGACUGAAGGGGAGGAGGCCCCAACGUCUCCCACCAAAUCCCCCUCAAAGGUCCCUGAUGUAGAUGAGGAAGAGCUGGGUCUUCUGCCUGACAACUGGGAGAUGGCCUACACAGAGAAGGGAGAAGUUUACUUUAUAGACCACAACACCAAAACUACAUCGUGGCUUGAUCCGCGACUAGCGAAGAAAGCGAAGCCACCUGAGGAGUGCAGGGAGGAUGAGCUGCCCUAUGGCUGGGAGAAGAUAGACGACCCCAUCUACGGCAGCUACUACGUCGAUCACAUCAAUCGAAGAACCCAGUUUGAAAAUCCAGUACUUGAAGCCAAGAGACGUCUGGAGCAGCAGAGACAGAUGCAGAGCCAGGGACUCUCUGCUCUGCCUUUACCCACAAUAUACAGAGAAAAGCCGCUGUUUACGAGGGACCCGACCCAGCUGAAGGGCACCUUCCUGUCCACGGCCCUGCAGAAGAGCAACAUGGGAUUUGGCUUCACAAUUAUUGGAGGCGACGAGCCCGACGAGUUCCUGCAAGUGAAGAGUGUUAUACCAGAUGGACCCGCCGCUCAGGACGGGAAAAUGGACACAGGGGAUGUCAUUGUCUACAUUAAUGACAUCUGUGUGCUCGGCACUACUCACGCCGAUGUUGUGAAGCUCUUUCAAUCCGUACCAAUUGGUCAGAGUGUUACGCUUGUGCUCUGUCGAGGAUAUCCACUACCCUUCGACCCUGAGGACCCAAAUGCCGCAGCGAGUGCCUCCCUCACACCCAUCGGGCUGGAGCACCGCCCGUUGGUGGUGAACGGACGCGGCAGCUACGACCCCUACCUGGAGUAUCUGUCGCUGAGCUCCCAGCUUCCUCCUCAGGCUCUGACACAGGCCGGAGCCUCUCACCCCGGGGACACUCAUCUGGAUGGCUCGUCGCUGCCGCCCACCACACCCGGUUCAGCAUCAGCACACACGCUGCGCGACGAUAACGUGUCUAUGGCCUCCUCGGGGGCGGCAGGUGUUGCCGGGGCAACAGGACAAGGAGGAGAGCUGCUGACAGUCACCAUGGUGAAAGGUGCAGAGGGUUUCGGGUUCACAAUUGCUGACAGUCCUACUGGUCAGCGAGUUAAACAGGUGUUGGAUCCCGGAUCCCAAGGAGCAUCAGGACUGAUUGAAGGAGACCUGAUCCUGGAGGUGAACCAGCAGCCGGUGGCUGCAGCAGGACAUGGAAGAGUGGUGGAGAUGCUCAAAGAGUGUCCAGUGGGAGCUGAGGCAACACUUCUCAUACAGAGAGCAGGAACAGGUCACAUCUCCCCAUGGAAGCCCUCCAAACAGUGGGACCCUCAGGGCAGCCCUCAGACAAACCGAUCCGUUUCGGUCCUGCCGCCUGGCACACCCUUUCCAAACCAACCACAACACCGAACAUCUGUACCCGACUCCACAGAAGGCUUUGAUCUGAACAAACCCGACCCCUAUGACCUUUAUGAGAAAUCGAGGGCCAUCUAUGAGAGCAGACGUCCUGAGUACGAGGAGGUGGAGGUGCAUCUACUGAGGGAGAAAACUGGCUUUGGGUUCCGCAUCCUGGGGGGAGACGAGGCCGUGCAGGCUGUGAGUCCGGACGCCCGUGACAAGAUUGUUAUUGGCGCUAUAAUAGAGAACACUCCCGCUGAGCGCGACGGACGGCUCCGACCCGGGGAUGAGCUCAUUUCAGUGGAUAAAAACGUGGUUGCUGGGAAACCGCACAAAUACGUCAUUGACUUGAUGCACGCGGCCGCCCGCAAUGGUCAAGUCAGCUUGACUGUGAGGAGGAGAGUGCAGAUGCCUGCUCUUUUUCUCUCUUUUCCUUCAGGAGAGCCUUGUCCAGUAAAUGGUCGCAGUCCUGGUUCGGUGUCGACACAGCACAGCUCUCCACGCAGCGAUGUAGCCUCCGCACCGGUCCCCAAUGCUGCAAACGCUCCAGUUGCCGCCACAGCCCCGGAGGGAUCUGCUCUGCAAACCAGUGAUGUGGUUAUUCACCGCAAGGAGAACGAGGGCUUUGGCUUCGUUAUCAUCAGCUCCCUGAGCAGACCGGAGAACCCCACAGUCAUCACUGUGCCUCACAAAAUUGGACGCAUCAUUGAGGGAAGCCCUGCGGACAGAUGCGGGAAGCUGAAGGUGGGGGACCGAAUCCUGGCUGUGAAUGGACAGUCUAUCAUCAGCAUGCCUCACGCGGAUAUUGUCAAGCUCAUCAAAGACGCUGGACUAACAGUCACACUGCAUAUCAUACCAGAAGAAAGUUCCCAGUCUGGACCCAACUCAGAGAAGCAGAGCCCCAUGACCCAGAAACACAGCCCACAGACCCAGCCCAGUCCUGUAGCCCAGCCAAGCCAAGGAGGCACCCAGUCAAGCCAAAUGGCUGUUCAGUCUGGCCAAACGACGGCUCAGCCGGGUCAAGCAUUGGUCCAGCCUGGUCAGACAGCAGCUCAUAAUAACCAAAUGGUCGGUGGGCCUUCUGCACCAGCAGCCUCCCAGUCUACACCAGCCGGAACCCAGCAGAGCCCGGUCACCCAACCCUCUGGCCUUCCUCCGCAGCUCUACCUCCAUGACGGCAGGUCAGAGGUAAAAGCAAGACAGGACGUCAAACCAGAUUUCCGUCACCCUCCAUUCACCGACUAUCGGCAGCCUCCCGUGGAUUAUCGUCACCCUCCGGUAACUGACUACCGCCAGCCUCCAACACUGGACUACCGACACCCGCCUGGCCUUCUGGACUUCAGGCAGCAUUCUGCAGCAGCACAGUUCCCUUUGGGAAUCCCUGCUGACUUCAGACCACAGGACUAUGAUUAUUUCACAGUGGAGCUGGAGAAAAGUGCAAAGGGUUUCGGCUUUAGUAUUCGUGGGGGAAGAGAGUACAGCAUGGACCUGUUUGUGCUGCGGCUUGCAGAGGAUGGUCCUGCAAUACGAAACGGGAGGAUGAGGGUGGGGGAUCAGAUCAUAGAGAUUAACGGAGACAGCACUCGGGACAUGACUCACGCCCGUGCUAUUGAACUCAUAAAGGCGGGAGGCAGGCGGGUCAGACUGCUGUUGAAGAGGGGCACAGGACAGGUCCCGGAAUAUGACUGUGCCAGCCCCUGGGAUUCCCUUUCUACAGCCCACUUUGCCCUGCAGGAAGUGACCCUGGAACCCCAUCUGAAUCCAUUACUUCCCUCCCAUCCAGCUUCAUCCCCAGUCUCCCCUCAUCGGCUCCAUCUAGAGGCCAAAGUGUGUAUGGCAGACAAAGCUCCACUGCUGACAGACCACAGCUCCAUUAGAAGGGCAAUAGGUGGCAGGUCCACUGAGCAGAAGUGUGUCAACAUGGGGCAGGGAACCCUUCAGGGGUCUGGAGCGGUGAACCGUGCACCUGGAGAAAAGCCGCCUCGGGCUUUGUCUCACAAAGCUGUUGUGGGAAGGUCGAUUGAGAGAAGAGAGAGGCUGAAGGAGAGCUGCUCGCCCUGUUGUGAGAGAAAGGGCCGACAAACACAUGCAGCAGGUGGCGCUUCAUCCUGGAACCCGCAUGUGACAGUGAAUCUGAACGGAACAUCCGUGGGAGGGGGAGAUGGACCUGUCAGCCUCCAGGAAAGGCUGAUGUCCAAGAAUCUGUUCCUCAGAGAAGAUGAGAAAGCCAGUGGCCACAGUGGGGUUUGCUGCCCUUCUAAAACCAUUGAAGGUCCUCCAGCAAGGAGCGCAGCUGUCUCCCCGGGGCCCUGGAACAUCCCUGGGCCUGACAAACUGCCCGGCACCCUGAGGUCCUGGACCUCCACGGUGAGCAGGUAGAAUGGAUCCUCACACUGUUUGUUCUCAUCACCAGGAAAGCAUCUUCCUUCAACCUCACUGUCCUGAUUUUCUCUCUGCCUGCGCAUUAAGUCUUUUUUUACAUGUAUUUUUAUUCAUACAAGAAGAUUAUAACACCUACUACCUUAAGGUCCAGAUAAACUAUAAAAACCUGAUGUAGGACCCUCACAUGUUAUGAUCAAAUCUCAUUUUAAAGUGUGUAGCUUCACACCUUUGCAUACUCAACUAAAGGUAUACAGGGGGGAAAGUAAGUAUUGAACCCAUCAACAUUUUUCCCAGAAGUAUAUUCUAAAGAACCCAAUGACAUGAAUUCACACCAGAAGUGUGUAACAAAUGAAGAAAUCAACACAGAGAAAUUUAUAGAUUUUGUGUAAUAAAGUAAAAAGCACAGGGAAUAGGUAUUGAACACAGGUACUGAAAUUUUGGUAAUUACAACUUGAGGGUGUCUGUUGUAUGGAGAAACUUGUUGCAAUUAAGAAAUAGAAAUAAUUGCUCAGGUGAUUUUGACCCAUUUUUCCACACAAACUUCAAAUCCCCAGUUUCUGAGAGGCCACACUCUGACCUUCAGUUUUUUCCAAGGAUUUUCAGUUGGAUUCAAGUCGGAUAACUGACCGGUCCUAUACAGGACCUGUUGUUUGUUUCUCAUAAAUAAGCCAAGAGUUUCUUACGAUGUGUGUUUGAGGUCAUCUUCUUGCCGAAAAAUCAGCCCUCAUCUUAACGUUUAUGUAAGAAUCUCCCUGUACAUUUCAGCAUUAAUCCUUCCUUCUAUUAUAUGAAGGUCUGCCAGGACCACUUGCUGAAAAACAACCCGACAUCAUAAUGUUUCCACCUCCAAACUUCUGUCUUGCCAUGACAUUUUUGGGAUGAGGUGCAAACAGUUGAAUUUUGGUCUCAUUUGACCAGGCUAUUUUCCGCCAGUAUUUUUGUGGACUUGUUCAGUUGUUGUGUAGCAAACGGUAAACAAGCCUCGAGAUGCUUUUUUGUUCGGCAGUGGAGUCUUGUGCAGUGAACGUUCACUUGAAUGGUGCUGCAUGGACAGACACCAGUCUAUAUCUCUAAACUAUUACAUCCUUACACCCCUACUAGGGCCCUGAGGCCCUGUGUGUAGGACCCGCUAAUUGUCCUCCUUAAACAAUUGAAAACUAAAGGAGAUGCAUUUUCUUUUGUGGCUCCAAAACUCUGGAACCCUCUUCCUCUGAGAUCAGCAGAUCUAGUGGUUUCCUUUAAAUGCCAGCUAAAAAUGUAUCUUUUUAAAUCUGCUUUUGUUUAAUUUUAUCUUAUACAUUUCUUUUUUGUUGAAGCACUUUGUGAUUUUUAUCUUGUAAGGUGCUAUAUAAAUAAAGUUUUACUUAAAUUUUUACUUCAUGGAGGCCAUGGGCAUUGAGUACAUUAAUGUUUUCAUGGAAAAAAUAAUGUUUCUGCUAAUUCCAGGUUAUUUUAAAGCUUUCUUUGGGUGGUCCUAUGCUCUUGGACAAUCUUUCUGAUUAUUCUUUUGACUCCUCUCUGUUAAAUCUUAAAAGGAACACCUGGUUGUGGCUGGUUUAUGGUGAAAUUAUGUUUUCACUUCUGAAAUAUUUUCUCUGAAAGGGAGCAGUUAUUUUCUAAAUACAGAUUUCAGCAGUUUUUUGGUUUUUAUGUAUUUUGUUUCAUUUUCUUCACGUGUUCAGUAUGUAUUGCCUGCGUCAUUCCACUUUUUUACACAUAAUCUAAUUAUCAACUAUAUCAACUAAUUAGUGUUAAAUUCUUGCAUUUGGGGAUUACUGGCAUCUAGUAUGGUUUUAUGUUAAUGGAACCAUUAGAAAUAUACACUGCGAAAACUUUGAUGUGUGCAAUACUUAUUUUCCCUUCUGUACAUGAGCGCAGGAGAUUUACUUUUGCUCAAUCUCUCUGUAAAGAUGGAGGAUUAAAACAUUUUUGAGUCAUUUAGAGGUAGUGAGGCUGGAGCUCUUGAUUCAUGUUACAUGCCUACAAAUAUAUACUGUAAAUGUAAAGAUGUGAAAAUUAUGUACAUUUGGUUUACUCAAAAGCAAACCUAUUGGUGUUUUUGAGGCAGUGUUGUAGUUAGAUACAUUGUACAAUUAAGGAUAAAAAAUAAAAAAAACGGAGAGAAGUAUCCUGGGAUGGUAUUUUAGGAACACUGUUUCCAUGGCCUUGUCCAUAUCGACAUAUCAAAGACUGCCACCAAACUCAGACCGCAGAGGGAGGUGGUGUUUGCAUGCAUGGAUUUAAGACAUGUCAGUCUUUCUGAAGAAGAGCUCAGUGGGAUUAUCACUUCUGGAGCUGAGUUGAAUUCAUGGAAGAUGAAUCGGAUCUUUUUAAUUCACCACUUUGAAGUGACUGAGAACAUUUGGCUUAGUAAGAACUCGUACUACUCCUCCGAGUUGUGUACUCAACCUGUUCACGGUUUGACCAUACAUUCAUUGUGCAGUUAUAAAGCUGUGUAUUCAUUUGACGCCCAACAGGUCCAGUCUCCUAUUUCUAUGCCUUUUAACUGUGCUAAGUGUACCACAUCACUGUGGGAGAGGGGAGGAGAUCGAUGGUUAUGAGGUGAGGCGGAGUGCCUUACUCAAACUAAUGCAGAGCUGCAAUUUGUAUUUUGGGAACUCGGUGACCACUGCUGAGAUGUGGAGCCUGUUUUUGCUUCAGACGAUAACCCCAAGCAGUAUCUAUCUGGAUGCACUCUAAAGAUCAGCCGUGUCAAUAUCGCAAUUGUCUCCCUGGGUGUUUUAGACAGGGAGAAAAAUGUAGCCUGUAGCAUCACAUCCUCUCCUCGAAGUAAUGCGGAGCCGUUUAUCAAGACAAGCUUAACAUCAGAGUGGAUCGUGGUUUCUCUGCUUCACUUUUGUUUGUUCUGUAAGGAGACGUGAGGUUUGCAUUAUUGUUGCAGGCCCAUUGAAAUGAUCCCACGAACACAAGCGUAUGUUUAAUAACCAAAUGUUGGGUUUGGAAGAGGUUAAGGCAUGCUGCUGUUAAACUGAGACACUCAUAGAGAUGCCAGUUUUCUCCUGCAGUUUUCCAUUCGGAUGCAAUUUCUUUCUCUCUGCAAGAUUUUCAGAAAUGAACCAUUGGAGAUUCUGAGUACCGGAGGACAACUUGAACACAGCAUGACGGCAUGCCCACACCAUACUUGCAAACUGCUGGAAAUGUGCUCUUCGCAAAGCUUACCUGCAUUUUAGGGUCACUGGUAACAUCUUGUGCACUAAGGAUCGCCGGGACUGAUGUUAAUCCCCAGUAAAGCCUGGUCUGGAUGGGUCCACGCUGACAGAACUGGGGGGUCUCUUUUGUGGGUGUUAGAGAGGAGCAUGACAAACAUGUCAUUAGGCAGUAGAAAUGUGUUUUCUGUAUGUAUUUAGAAAAGCUCAGAGAACAUGUCAUCUAGCCCUCUGUAUCCAUCCAGGCCGCCCCCCUCCGCCUGCUGUGACUGGGUCGGUACACCACACAAAACAAAAGUAAAAGAAAAACUGUUUAUUGAACCUGUGAGGGAUGGCACGUUCAUACCCCACCCCAUUGAAAUUCAGUAUAAUUGUGUAGUGUUAAUCGUGUAAUAUUCACCUUGUACAGCUGUAUUCCUACAAAUAUGGUUUACUGUAUCAUUGAUACUGUAGUUUCAAAGACGUGAACAACUAUUUUUAUGAAAUGCGACAGUACUGAUAUAUUACAUUUUGCUAAAAAACAAAAAACUUGUUUACUGAAAGAUAUACUGAAAUACUGUCAAAUAAACUCUUGACAUGGUGUAAAA